Molecule: messenger RNA, 3204 nt
Organism: Megalobrama amblycephala (Wuchang bream)
Lineage: Eukaryota; Metazoa; Chordata; Actinopteri; Cypriniformes; Xenocyprididae
Exons: 5
Coding region: 220-1953 (577 amino acids)
Source: RefSeq, a predicted model, not a curated record
CGCACGCAGACACGCACGCACGCACACACACACGCACGCACACACCCACCACGCAGACGAGGCGAGCGGUGUUGGGUCAGCUGACUAUACUCUCUUUUUGAUACCAAUAGGAGCUUGAGCCUGACGGCAAAGCCUCCCCAUUUUCCCCGUCUUUUGCGGCAUCUUUUCCCAGGUAAGGAGCAUGGAGUUCGGCGCAAACAUGCAGUUCCUGCUCUAAUCAUGGAGGCAGCAGAUCUUCUAUGUGAUUCACUCUUCCGCUGGAUGGAGAACCGAAAGAAAUGUGCAGAAGAGCUGUUGGAACUGGCGCAAGAGCUGGAAAAUGUUCAUCAGGGCAGCACCUCCAUUCUGGCUGUAACUACAGCUGCGGGCUUAACAUCUGCAGUGUUUAUCAGUAUCUUUACAGAAGGUCUGGCCCUCCCUCUAUUGGCUGUUGCAGCAGGCAUUGUCAGCAUCAUUACUGGAGUGGUAAACGAAGCUAACUCCAGGAGUACCUUUAAAAAAUCUAUUGAAUUAAUUAAAGAAGAUAAGAAGGUUGGGAUGAGCAUUCAGAAGCAACUGCAAGAUCUGAAGGACCGGUGUGGAGGAGCAAAGCUCGGGGAUCAUGCUGAUGAGUUGGAGUGUGAGGUGACCACUCAACUGAUGGGUGCUCUGGCCAGAAGGGAUAAUACUCACAUACCCCUGGACUUUCUCAGAGAUUUCAACAGAGCCACGGUCUUUCGUCACAUGACACCAGGUGGAGUGGCUCCAGCCGAGGCCUCGCGCUUUAUUUGCCAAGCUCUGAACCUCAUUAGUUCCCCUGAGAUCACGAGUAGCCUGAAGGUAUCUGCCAAAGAAAUGGUGGAGAACAUUGGAUGCAUUGGCAUUAAAGAGGCUGUUAAAGCAGGAUCAAGGGUACCCAGUGCGAUUGGUUUAGGCAUAUGUGUGUACGACCUGAUUGUGACGUGUGAAGAAUUAGUAAAAGACAAUCGGGUCACGGAGGCCAGCAAGCUCUUACGGGAUUCAGCCAGGGAAAUACUGGAAGGCCGACAAAAGCUAAAGGAACAGCUGGAUGCAAUGCAGGAAAUCAUUCAAAAAUUGUUCCAAAUGAAGAACCUCAUCAAGGACUUGGGGGAAUAUUCUCUCAGCCUGACUGAAAAUGGACAGAACAUAAUGGCGUAUAUCAUGGGAACAUGUACAGACAAUGAAGUUGUCUCCUGGCUUCGGGAAUUAACUCAUCAGAUUGAAUUUGUGAAUCUUCUACGAUUUUACCUGGAGAGAUUAAGUUGCAUUCUUCCAGAUUUGAGUACACCUGAUGGAGAUCACAUAGACAUCGUGUUUGUGGCUCAUGGCAGAAUUGUCGACCAAUUUAUGCCAGCAGGUGGCCUGGUGCCCACACCUAACAUCAUAGACACCAUUCUUUACUCUCCGUGGAACUGCAGCAUUGAUUCCCGUGCUGCAUUUGGAAUUGCUCAGGGGUUCAUUCAAGUGACAGACAGGGAGUUUUACAAUACGAGCAAUAUGCUUUACUGUGAGCCGAACCCUUUGCCAAAUCGCUGGAAUAGCAUGCAAAGAUCUCUCCACAACAUCCCAGGGAUCCUUCUAUCCCCUUUGACUCCCGAAGAAGAAGCAUGGACCUUUUUUCUUUUGAACAAUGGAGGCUUGUUCACAAAAGACUGUGUUGUAAUUCCAUAUGUUGUCCCACAAAAUAUGGUAAAUGCAUUUGGAGCGAUCCCCCUGUAUAUAUUAAUAUUUUUGUCAUCAUUCAUACUCAUGCUCUAUGGUAAAACAGCUACUGUGCACCUGGCUGCUUGUUUGGGCCGUGCAGGAAGUCCACCAAGGCCAGUAGAGUGGAGAAGACAGUAUGCCUACACAAGUGAUGAAACCCAUAUGACUAUGAGCAUGGAUGACUUUAGGCACAUUUCUUCUAGGUUACUCAAUGCCUUAAGAUCACUGUUUGACAGUGAGGAAUCAUAGAUAAAUCACCUGAUCAGCAUCUGGGUCAUUCCUGAUAUAUUACAGGGCUGGAGAAAGACCCAGAGUGAAGCAGUUUAAUGCGGAAGACCAGCCCGUUUAUUCAUGUUGCAAGAACUAUAUAACAGAAGUGAGAGUUUAGGUCUUUCUAUCCCAUCAUAUUAACUACUGACAUGUUUCAAUCACAACAUAAAGAUAAAUAACAAAUUGCAUAUGGAGUAUUGUGCUAUGCUAAUGAAAAAAAUGUUGGUUUUCAUUUAAACAAGUAUUUCAAUUCACAUUUAUUUGUAUAGCACUUUUCACAAUGAGUGAUCUGUUAUCAAAGGUGACUGUGUCCGAGUUAUGAAUUUCAAAAAUGUACAUUUACAUAAAAUGUUUGCUUUCCAAUACAAACAGUCUCUGAGAAACUCAAGGAAAUGCAGAACAACAAUAAGAACAUGCUGGUGCUGAAGAAAUCAGCAAAUCACAACUAUUACAGACUGACUGCUGUGCUGCAGUAUAGUGCUGUAUAUACAGGAGAUCAAUUACAGUGUGAAAUAUAACAUUACUCAUUAUAGCAAAUUAAAAAAAAAAACGUACAAAAAUGCUGCUUUAAAAAUAAUGUAAUUUAUCAAAAAAAAAAUAAAUACAUUAUAUAGUAUAUUAAUUGUCCUUAUAGAUAUUUCAGUGUUUGAUGCAUAAGGCAUAACAAGCUUGUUUCACUUGCUUUCUGUGUAAAACUUUCACCUGUGUAUGGCAUAAUUAAUAAUCUACUGUUAAUAAUUCGCAUUAUAUACUUCUAUUAUUCAUUUUGGUCAUCAAGUAUUAAUAAAUAACUUUGUGUCUUAUACUCUUCCAUGGUAACACUUACACAGUAAUAAAGUCAUUAUAAAUUAUUUGCAAACUAUUAGUUAGUUCAUUGUUUAUUAAUAGUAUUAUUAACACAUUAUCAGGCUAUAUACAAAUAGUGAAUUCGUCAUUCAUUGUUACUGUAUUAUUUUUUAAUUAGCUCAUAUGAAAAGACUUCAGCUUUGUUAACUUGAUGAAUACACCUAUCUGAUGCAUUUUAAACCAUGCAUUAAAGGAGUGUAAUAGCAUGUAUUAUUCACAGUAAAUAAAUUCUUAUGUAUAAAAUGAAUUUAUGCAAAUUGAUGCCAAAGUGUCAAUAUGAACACUUACUGUUUAUGGAAUUAAUGUUUAAUAAUGGUAGGAUUACAGCAUUAUGUGUCCUCUUUUUCAUUCUUUUAAUUGCAUCUUAAAUCAAUUUUAAUCUGA